Molecule: messenger RNA, 2930 nt
Organism: Cucumis melo (muskmelon)
Lineage: Eukaryota; Viridiplantae; Streptophyta; Magnoliopsida; Cucurbitales; Cucurbitaceae
Product: probable cadmium/zinc-transporting ATPase HMA1, chloroplastic
Exons: 13
Coding region: 264-2735 (823 amino acids)
Biological process (GO): monoatomic cation transport
Cellular component (GO): membrane
Molecular function (GO): ATP binding; ATPase-coupled monoatomic cation transmembrane transporter activity; ATP hydrolysis activity
Source: RefSeq, a predicted model, not a curated record
GUCGUGGUUAAAAGAAAAUGAAAGAGACAGGUCAGGUAUGGGAAUCGGACGAACGGCUAAAGAAGAAUGUGUUCAUAAUGUCAAUAUAUUGAUGUCAUCAUUCUCUAAAUUCCCAAGCAUUUACUUUAAUUCUUUCAACUCCUUUUCUCUUCAAUCUUUGGUCAUAUCUCUGAAGUCGUCUCUUUCUCUCUCUCCGGCUUCCUUCUCAAAAGCAACUGAAUUCAACUGCGCAUGAAAGCCAACAUUUCUCCACUCGUCACCAAAUGGGAACUCUCUCCUUCCCAAUUCCCUCCUCAAAAUCACAUCUUUUAUCCAAUCCCAACCCAGUUCCUCUUUUUAGGCACCCUUUUCUUCAAUCAUCUUUCUCAUCUUCUCCAUUUCCCUCUCGUAAUUUCCCUAUUCUUCGUUUACGGCGGCGUGUUCUCUGUUCCGCUGCGGCAGCUGGUCGGUCGAAUCACGAUGACCACCACCAUGUUCAUGAUCACAACCAUGGUCACCACCACCACCACCACCACCACCACCACCACCACCGCCACCAUGGUGAUCAUGAUGUUGAGUUGUCUGGGCCUCAGAAAGCGGUGAUUGGAUUUGCUAAAGCCACUAGGUGGACGGACUUGGCUAAAUAUUUGAGGGAAAGCUUGCAAUUAUGUUGCUGCUCUAUGGCUUUGUUUGUGGCUGCUGCUGUUUGCCCUUAUUUGGUGCCCAAACCCAUUGUGAAGCCUUUGCAAAUUGCUUUCAUUGUCAUUGGUUUUCCUUUAGUUGGGGUCUCCUCGGCACUUGAUGCUUUAACUGAUAUUAGUGGUGGAAAAGUGAACAUCCAUGUACUUAUGGCCCUUGCAGCCUUUGCUUCCAUCUUUAUGGGAAAUGCCUUGGAAGGAGGACUACUACUUGCCAUGUUUAACUUGUCUCACAUUGCCGAAGAGUAUUUUACAAGUCGUGCGAUGAUUGACGUCAAAGAGUUGAAGGAAAACUAUCCAGACUUUGCCCUUGUUUUAGAUACAAAUGAUGGUGAAGUUCCAAAUAUUACAGAUUUGUCCUACCAAAAGGUUCCUGUCCAAGAUGUAGAAGUGGACUCCUAUAUAUUAGUUGGAGCUGGUGAGUUUGUGCCUGUAGAUUGUGAAGUUUUCCAAGGUAGUGCUACAGUCACCAUUGAGCACCUAACCGGUGAAAUCAAACCAUUGGAGAUUACCGUUGGAAGCAGAGUUCCUGGUGGUGCAAGAAACUUGGAUGGUAGGAUAAUCGUGAAGGCAACAAAGACCUGGAAAGAGUCAACUCUGAGUCGUAUAGUGAACUUGACUGAAGAGGCACAACUAAAUAAACCAAGACUUCAGCGGUGGCUUGAUGAAUUUGGUGAACAUUAUAGCAAAGCAGUUGUAGUAUUGGCCACUACUAUUGCCCUCGUUGGUCCAAUAUUAUUCAAGUGGCCAUUUAUUGGUACUUCAGCUUGUAGAGGAUCAGUUUACAGAGCUCUAGGCCUCAUGGUGGCAGCAUCACCUUGUGCUUUGGCUGUUGCACCUUUGGCUUAUGCCAUUGCAAUAAGUUCCUGUGCAAGAAAGGGGAUAUUGUUGAAAGGUGGACGUGUAUUAGAUGCUUUAGCUGCUUGUCAUACUAUAGCAUUUGAUAAAACUGGGACAUUAACCACUGGGGGCCUUUUUUUCAAAGCGAUUGAACCAAUUUACGGACAUGAGGUAGGAGAAAACAAAUCAGACUUUGGUUCAUGUUGUAUUCCCUGCUGUGAAGACGAAGCUCUUGCUGUAGCAGCUGCAAUGGAGAAGGGUACUACUCACCCCAUUGGGAGAGCUGUGGUCGGCCACAGUAUGGGAAAAGUCCUCCCUUCCUUUUCUGUCCAGAGUUUGGAAUAUUUUCCGGGUAGAGGACUUGUCGCAACUCUGCAUGGUACUGAGUCAGGUGGGAAACUAUUGAAAGCAUCUCUUGGUUCCUUAGAUUUCAUCACUUCAUGCUACAAAUCUGGAACCAAAUCAAAAGAGAUCAAAGAAGCUGCAAACACAUCUUCAUAUGGAAGUGAGUUUGUUCAUGCUGCUCUUGCAGUUGAUGGGAAGGUAACACUUAUUCAUCUUGAGGAUCGACCUCAUCCUGGAGUUUCAAGUGUAAUAUCUGAAUUAACAGAUAGAGCAAGACUUCAUGUAAUGAUGUUGACCGGAGAUCAUGAGUCAAGUGCACGAAGAGUAGCAAAUGCAGUGGGCAUCAAGGAAGUCCACUUCAGUCUAAAGCCUGAAGAUAAACUUAGUCACGUGAAAAGUAUCUCUAGGGAGAAUGGAGGAGGACUAAUUAUGGUUGGCGAAGGGAUUAAUGAUGCACCUGCACUUGCUGCUGCUACCGUGGGCAUAGUGCUUGCUCAACGUGCUAGUGCAACUGCCAUAGCUGUGGCAGAUGUUCUGUUGCUGCGGGAUAACAUAUCUGGUGUACCAUUCUGUAUUGCCAAGUCUCGCCAGACGACUGCUCUUGUUAAACAGAAUGCUAGUCUUGCCUUGUUUUUUAUAUUUGUGGCUUCUCUUCCUGCUGUUUUAGGGUUUCUUCCCUUAUGGUUAACGGUACUUCUACACGAAGGUGGUACUCUUCUAGUUUGCCUCAAUUCCAUACGCGCUCUGAAUAAUCCUAGUUGGUCCUGGUCCUGGGGGCAAGACUUGAAGCAAUUCCUAAUGGAGCUGAAAUUUAAGGGAUCGCAGCCAAGGCUUAAUACCAGCUCUACCACUGUACAAUCUUCCCCUGUAUAGCUCCCCGUUUCUCUCUCUUUAUCUCUCACCCAUUAAGCUACAUUACCAUCGUCAUAAUGAAUUGUACUCCCUUGGUUCUCUGGGAGUGGGAGAUGCCUUUUGGAAACUUCCAUGUAUAGUUUGUUGCAUCAUCCCUGUAAUGUCUGAUUUUGGAUCCUUGUCAAAUAAUGAAUGAGAGUAGGUACUAUUGUAGUA